AUGUCGGGCGGAUUCGAGCCGUUCGCCCUUACUGAGGACGAUGUGCUGAAACUGAUCGCUACACAAGCACACAUUGGUUCCGCCAAUGUUGACUUCCAGAUGGAGCAGUACGUGUAUCAGCGUCGCUUCGAUGGAACUUACAUCAUCAACCUAAAGAAGACAUGGGAAAAGCUGCUUCUCGCUGCUCGUGCCAUCGCUGCUGUUGAGAACCCCGCUGAUGUUGUUGUGGUUUCUGCCCGACCAUACGCUCAGAGGGCUCUGCUGAAAUUCGCUGCACACACCGGAGCCACUGCUAUCUUCGGACGUUUCAGUCCGGGAUGUCUGACCAAUCAGAUCCAAAAGACUUUCAAAGAGCCACGUCUUCUGGUUAUUUCUGAUCCUCGUGUUGACCACCAGGUUGUCACGGAAGCUUCUUAUGUCAACGUGCCGGUCAUUUCCUUCUGCAAUACGGAGUCUCCCUUAAAACUGAUCGACAUUGCCAUCCCUUGCAACAAUAAGGGAGAGCAGUCUAUCGGACUCAUGUGGUGGCUGCUGGCUCGUGAAAUCCUUAUCCUCAGAGGAAAGAUUUCUCGCCAGACCGGAUUUGUACUAGAUGACAAGGAAAUUAUGCCCGAUCUUUACUUCUACCGUGAUCCACAAGAGUCAGAGAAGCAAGAAGCAGCUGAAGUCAUGCCCGAGAUCAAGCCCGACUAUGAAGUGCCUGGAGAGACCGUCGAUUUCACUGCUCAACCCGAUAUCAAGGACUGGGCUGCGGAGACAGCGACAUGGAACCCUGGAAGCAAACCAGGAGAAGCGGCUGGGGAAUGGGGAGCUGGUGCGCCUACAACCACAUGGUGA
This is a messenger RNA of Necator americanus (New World hookworm), 837 nucleotides long. RefSeq lists its product as uncharacterized. Gene Ontology annotation, biological process: ribosomal small subunit assembly; cytoplasmic translation. Gene Ontology annotation, cellular component: cytosolic small ribosomal subunit; ribosome; 90S preribosome. Lineage: Eukaryota; Metazoa; Nematoda; Chromadorea; Rhabditida; Ancylostomatidae. Gene Ontology annotation, molecular function: structural constituent of ribosome. The record is from RefSeq and is a predicted model, not a curated record. The transcript has 4 exons. Bases 1 to 837 code for a protein of 278 amino acids.